Messenger RNA from Cordyceps fumosorosea ARSEF 2679, 801 nucleotides. RefSeq names its product oxidoreductase. The transcript is spliced from 4 exons. The record is from RefSeq and is a predicted model, not a curated record. Gene Ontology annotation, cellular component: intracellular anatomical structure. Gene Ontology annotation, molecular function: oxidoreductase activity, acting on NAD(P)H, oxygen as acceptor. Lineage: Eukaryota; Fungi; Ascomycota; Sordariomycetes; Hypocreales; Cordycipitaceae. Bases 1 to 801 code for a protein of 266 amino acids.
AUGACUUCACCUAUGCCGACAAGUGAGCCGGUUGGCAGCAAGCGCUUUGCUGAUUUUGAUCUCGGUGGAAAGACAUUCAUCGUCACAGGAGGCGCCAGAGGGCUGGGUCUUGCCAUUGCAGAAGCACUCGUCGAGGCGGGCGGUCAAGUAUACUGCUUCGACAUUCAGGAAGAGCCUGAUGAGGAAUGGGAGGAGGCCCAGAGCAGAGUUGUUCCCGAAUGGGGUGGGCAGCUGCUCUACUGCCAGCAGGACGUGCGAGACACGGACCUCUUGGAGAAGCGCAUUGAGCAGAUUGCCGACAAAAACGGCCGGCUCAACGGCGUCGUGGCGGCUGCCGCCUUUCUCCAGACGACGGCGGCACUCGACUACGCCGCGCACGACGUGUCGGCCAUGCUGGCGACCAACUACACCGCCGUCUUCGUGACGGCGCAGGCGGCGGCCAGGGCCAUGAUGAAGCACAAGACGCGCGGCAGCAUAUGCAUGGUCGCGAGCAUGUCGGGCCUGGCGGCUCUGAUCCAGCUGGCCCGCAACCUGGCCAUGGAAUGGAGCCCGGUGCGCCGAGACGGCACCGGCGGCAUCCGCGUCAAUUGCCUCAGUCCGGGUCACAUCGAGACGCCCAUGGUGCUGGAGCUCUUUGAAAAGGACCCCGAAAUGGAGAAGACAUGGACGAGGGAGAACAUGAUGGGUCGACUUGCAACGACGGGAGAGUUCAAGGGGGCGGCUUUGUUUCUGAUUAGCAGCGCCAGCAGUUUCAUGACUGGAAAUAAUUUAGUCGUGGAUGGCGGCCAUACCGCGUGGUGA